AUGAAGGCCAGGAUGCGAGCUUCGGCCCCACUUCGGACGGAAUCCUGUCAAGCAAGCUUCAGCUACUGUGCCCAGCAAAAAGAAACGAGGCAGGAGACGGAAAGAAAGUGGACGCCAACGCCCGGUACUCUGAACAGAUGUUGGUUGUGCAGCUCUCCGGAUCACUGGGUAGACCAGUGUAAGAAAUUCGCAUCUAGGCCAGUACCGGAUAGGUUGAGGAUGGCCAAGAAAAAUCGUGCUUGUUUUAGCUGCCUCAGACAAGCAGAGAGAGGGCAUUGUAAGAAACGCAGACCGUGUCCAGAGAUGUUUCAAGGGCAGAAGUGCAAAUUCUACCAUCAGCCACUGUUGCACCCUGUAGAAAGACGGAGGCCGAGUAACAGUUCAGAGCAGACGCAACGAGCCUAUGUAUAUGUCGCCACGGUCGGAGCCAAGGAAGCUCUGCUACCGAUCGUUUUAGUUGAGAUCAUGGGACGCAAUGGCAGCAAGAAGGAGGGUAACGUUCUGCUUGAUUCAGGUGCGCAGAUAAGCCUCGUCCGCCAGGAGUUAGCAACAGAGCUGCAGUUGAAGGGCAAGCCCACCACUAUCACCAUAGGCAAGAUUGGUGGAGAAGAAGAGGUUUUGCAGACCAAUAUGUAUAAAGUGCCGAUAAGAGAAGCUGGAAAGGGAGGCAACCCCUUUAUCGUGUCAGCCGUAGGGAUUUCGUGCAUUAGCGAAAAUGCAGCCACUACUGAUCUGGAUGAUCUGACAAGGAAGUUUGGUCUCAAGCUCACGGAUGUGCACAGAGGUAGCGGAGCUGUGGAUCUCUUGAUCGGAAUCGACCAGGCCAGGUUACAUGGCGGAGAGACAAGGGAGGUAGGCUACUGCACUGCUCGAAAGUCGCCAAUAGGAUGGGUCAUCUUUGGUUCAGCACCUGAUGAUAAAGUGCAGAGUAAUGAUGUACUCCAUGUCAAAGUAACAUCGCCUGUUGAUUUGACAGACUUUUGGUCAGUCGAGUCUGAGGGAGUGAGGAUGGAUGGGAGUCAGUGUAAGGAGAGCAGACUUACAAGACAAGAGGCCAUUGAGGAACAGGUCAUCAGAUCCUCAGCUCACAAGAUCGGAAAGCAGUGGGAGAUAGCCUACCCUUGGGAACAAGAUCCACAAAUGUUGCCGGAUAACAAGUGCCAGGCGGAGAAGGUGCUUCAUUCAACAGAGAGGAGGCUUGCUAAGAAUCCCGAGCACGCCAAAGCUUAUGACCAGCAGAUCCGUGAAAUGGAGGGGAUGGGUUUCGCCAGGAGGCUUUCGCCUCAGGAGGUGAAUAAGCAGGAAGGACCUGUGCAUUACAUCUCCCACCACGCAAUAGUGAGGCCUGAAAAAAAGAGUACUCCAAUCAGAAUAGUCUUCAACUCAUCGGCAUCAUUUCAAGGACAUAGCUUAAAUGAAUACUGGAUGAAAGGAACCUUAUGCGCCGAUAUCUCAAAGAUGUACCACAGAGUGCUCAUUCCAGAGAGUGAUCAACACGUACACAGGUUCCUUUGGAGGAACAUGGAUAUGAGUAGAACACCAGACGUGUAUAUCAUGAAGGUAGUAACCUUUGGAGACAAGCCUGCAGCGGCAAUGGCGCAGAUUGCUCUCAAGAUGACUGCAGAGGAAGGGGAGAGUACACACCCAGAAGCAGCGAAUGUCCUCAAUCACAAUGUGUACAUGGACGACAUUUGUGAGUCGGUCAGGACGAUUCCUGAAGCGGAGAAGCUCUCCAGUGAUAUAGACGAGCUAUUAGCUGAAGGUGGCUUCAAAGUCAAGGGGUGGAUAUCAAAUGAGCCACUACAUGGAGACAGCAAGGAAGAUAACAUGAAGCUACUAGAAGCCCUUGCUGAAGAGAAAAUGCUGGGUGUCGUGUGGGACAAGAAAGAAGACGUCUUCUCAUACCGAGUAAAGUUCCAUGAAGGUAUGAUGCCUUCAACUGAUGCGGGAGGGGACCAUCUAAAGCUCACCAAAAGGAAGAUGCUAAGCCAAGUGGCCCGUGUUUUUGACCCCAUUGGCUUUGCAGCUAUAAUCAUUGCACGCGCUAAGAUGGUUCUACAGAGGCUAUGGCAGGUGGGCCUUCAAUGGGACGAUCCACUAACGGAGAGAGAGCAUGCUGAAUGGAUCAAGCUGUUUGAGGAGAUAAAGUCGCUUUACGAUGUCAAGCUAGAGAGAUGUCUUACGCCAUCCAACGCAAGAGGCAAGCCAGUUCUGUGCAUUUUCAGUAAUGCCUCAGAAAAGGCAUAUGGUACGUGUGCGUACCUAAGAUGGCAGACUGAGGAUGACAAGUACGAUGUGCGGUUCGUGGCGGCAAAGUCAAAGGUAGCGCCGCUUAAGACAUUGACAAUACCUCGUCUGGAGCUUCAAGCGGCGGUGUUAGCCUCCAGACUGUACAAGGCAAUAAAUGAUGAAAUGAGAGUGGAAGUAGCGAAAGUGAUAUUCUUCGUCGACAGUAUGAUUGUGUUCCACUGGAUCAAAUCUCCUGCUAGAGGCUUCAAGGCGUUUGUGUCCAGCAGAGUGGGAGAAAUUCAAGGUCUAACAGAUCCUUCUCAGUGGAAACACAUUCCGGGAGUUAUGAAUGCCGCUGAUGAUGUAUCCAGAGGAGUAACGGCCGAGAAACUGGGAGAAGUAUGGAAGCAUGGUCCUAGCUUUCUCUACACUGACGAAGCAGAAUGGCCAGUAGAUGAGCCCGAAGCAGAUCAGAGGGCUGUUGAGGUAGAGAAGAGGAAAUCGCCAGCCGUGCUUACAGUGUAUGAGACAAGCGAUGUGAUAGAUUGCACACGGUUUUCCAGUUGA
Molecule: messenger RNA, 2796 nt
Organism: Priapulus caudatus
Lineage: Eukaryota; Metazoa; Priapulida; Priapulimorpha; Priapulimorphida; Priapulidae
Exons: 1
Coding region: 1-2796 (931 amino acids)
Biological process (GO): proteolysis
Molecular function (GO): aspartic-type endopeptidase activity
Source: RefSeq, a predicted model, not a curated record